AUGCCAGGAGUACAGUACCGCUUUAUGGUUACAGCCGUAGGGCCAAGUGGUAGACUUGGAGAGACAGUUGCCAGCUCCUGGACGGAAAUAAACAAUUCGACGGCAAUUAAGACACUUGAGGGUUUGGUGACGCUAAGAAAUGGUUAUAAUAAUGAGAAAGGAGUGACGGCACACGACUCUUCCCCAUCAGUUUUGAUGCCCCACCUAGAGUUCCAAGCUGCGUACACCAUUAGCAUUGUUCCCACCUCAGCUGAGAAGACUCAGUUGAGCAAGCCACUGUUAGCCAACUUCAAAUCGCUCCAGUGCAAGGAUGUGCAUGGACAGGGUAGCAUUCAGUGUGUGCCCGAGCCUGUGCUGAACCUAUCGGUAGUGCUGCGCCCUAACGGAACAGGAGUGGUCUCGUGGAUUCCCUCAGCUGACCAGGAAAAUAUACUUUUUUACCAAUUGAUUUACUAUGCAUUGCGACAUGAGAGUGGCUGCCAAGUUCGACAGGAGACAGUAAAUAUUAGAGCUGUCGCCAGUUCCGUCACUGUCGACUUUCCUGGCCAGAAAUGCGAAUAUGUCGUUCGCCUCGUCAACUACGAU
Messenger RNA from Strongylus vulgaris, 585 nucleotides. Lineage: Eukaryota; Metazoa; Nematoda; Chromadorea; Rhabditida; Strongylidae. The record is from the annotation of a GenBank genome assembly.